Messenger RNA from Pestalotiopsis fici W106-1, 1071 nucleotides. RefSeq names its product Glutamine synthetase. The transcript has 10 exons. Gene Ontology annotation, molecular function: glutamine synthetase activity. The coding region runs from base 1 to 1071 and encodes 356 amino acids. The record is from RefSeq and is a predicted model, not a curated record. Lineage: Eukaryota; Fungi; Ascomycota; Sordariomycetes; Amphisphaeriales; Sporocadaceae. Gene Ontology annotation, cellular component: cytoplasm.
AUGGCUGCCGCUCAGACAUCGAAUCAGGUUGUCCUGAAGAAGUACCAGGACCUUCCCCAGCAGGGGUCGAUCAUGGCCGAGUACAUCUGGAUUGACGCCGAGGGUGGUACUCGUUCCAAGUCCAGAACUCUCGACUUCAAGGAGGGUGGCUACACCCCUAAGGACCUGCCCGUCUGGAACUUUGACGGUUCCUCCACUGGCCAGGCUCCUGGCGACAACUCUGACGUCUACCUGCGCCCCGUCGCCGUCUUCCCUGACCCUUUCCGCCUGCACGACAACAUCCUGGUCCUCACCGAGUGCUGGAACGCCGAUGGCACACCCAACAAGUUCAACUACCGCCACGAGGCUGCUAAGCUCAUGGAGACUCACGCCGCUCACAAGCCCUGGUUCGGUCUUGAGCAGGAGUACACCCUGCUUGACCUUCAGGACCGCCCCUUUGGUUGGCCACUCGCUGGUUUUCCGGCCCCACAAGGUCCCUAUUAUUGUGGUGUCGGUGCUGGAAAAGUUGUCCAGCGUGACAUUGUCGAGGCUCACUACAAGGCUUGCCUGUACACUGGUGUAAAGAUCUCCGGUACCAACGCCGAGGUCAUGCCUGCCCAGUGGGAGUUCCAGGUUGGUCCCUGCGAGGGUAUCGAGAUGGGUGACCACCUCUGGCUCGCCCGCUUCCUCCUCGCCCGUGUUGCUGAGGACUUUGGCGCCAAGGUCUCCGUUGACCCCAAGCCCAUGCCCGGUGACUGGAACGGUGCUGGUCUGCACUCUAACUUCUCUACCACCGAGAUGCGUGAGGAGGGUGGCAUGAAGCACAUUGAGGCCGCCAUCAAGAAGCUCGAGGGUCGCCACAUGGAGCACAUUGCCGUCUACGGUGAGGGCAACGAGAAGCGUCUGACCGGCAGACACGAGACUGGUGCCAUUGACAAGUUCACCUACGGUGUUGCCAACCGUGGCGCCUCCAUCCGUAUCCCCCGUGAGACUGCUGCCAAGGGCUACGGUUACUUUGAGGACCGCAGACCUGCUAGUAACGCAGACCCCUACCGAAUCACCCACAUCAUCAUGGAGACACUGUACGCAUAA